Zea mays is the source of this 765-nucleotide messenger RNA. Its product is annotated as phosphopantothenoylcysteine decarboxylase. The record is from RefSeq and is marked validated. Lineage: Eukaryota; Viridiplantae; Streptophyta; Magnoliopsida; Poales; Poaceae. Gene Ontology annotation, biological process: coenzyme A biosynthetic process. Gene Ontology annotation, molecular function: phosphopantothenoylcysteine decarboxylase activity; FMN binding. Gene Ontology annotation, cellular component: phosphopantothenoylcysteine decarboxylase complex.
GUAGUCAAUCACUCAGUCUCGGAGACACACAUUGCCACUGCGAUGGCCGCCCACCAGGACUCGGCGGCAUCGGGGAGCGGGCCUCCUCGUCGUCCUCGCGUCCUCCUGGCAGCCUCCGGCAGCGUGGCCGCCAUCAAGUUCGAGGUCCUCUGCCGCAGCGUCGCCGAGUGGGCGGAUGUCCACGCGGUGGCGACCGCGUCCGCGCUGGAAUUCAUCGACGUGGCCUCCUUCCCCGGCGGCGUCCCUCUCUACACCGACGACCAGGAGUGGUCUAGCUGGAAGCGGGUCGGCGACAAGGUCCUGCACAUCGAGCUGCGCCGGUGGGCCGACGUCCUGGUCAUCGCGCCGCUCUCGGCCAACACCCUCGCAAAGGUCGCCGGCGGGCUGUGCGACAACCUCCUCACCUGCGUCGUGCGCGCCUGGGACUACAGCAAGCCCGUUUACGUCGCGCCGGCCAUGAACACCUUCAUGUGGGGCAACCCCUUCACGGCGCGCCACCUCGCCGUCCUGCGCGACCUCGGCAUGUCCGUCGUCCCGCCGGUCAAUGGCGCGAUGGCGGAGCCGUCGGAGAUCUGCAAGACCCUCAUGCUCUUCUUCGGUCCGCAACAUCUUUAGCAGUCGCCAAGCUCCUCAGUUCUUUGCUCCUUUAUGUAUGAUGAGAUGUGUCCCUUGCUUGACCUAGCAUAGCAAUCUUGCCACAAACCACGGGGUAGAAUUAGAUGGCAAUUGUUCUACGCAAUGCUUGCAAUGACAUCAUACAUGGCA